AUGCAGGUCAUCAAAAGCUGGAUGAACGCGUGGGCGGAGAAGAGCGGGACACUCACGGAGCUGCAAAAUGGCUUUCGGCAGAACCGGCGGGUUGAGGACAACCUAUUUGUGCUCAUGCAGUGCAUUGAGAUUGCGCGCAAGGAAUCGCGAGGUUUACUCGCCUGUUUCCUGGACGUAGCCAAAGCCUACGACAGCGUGCCGCAUAACCUCCUCCUAUCUCGCAUGGAUGACCUCGGCAUGCCGCCCGUGUGGAUCGACCUACUUCGCCGACUCUACACUGGCAACACCAUUGAAACCCACUUUGGGGAGACGCGCGCGCGACCAGUGGAGGUAAAGAGAGGCCUGAAGCAAAGCUGUCCCCUCUCCCCAUUGCUCACCCCAACAUCUUGGACGAUUCCUGGCCUUGUUUUUGCGGACGACCUUGUGCUACUGGCCGAAAAUGAAGCCCAACUGCAGCAGCUGGUUGAAACAUCAGCCAAACACCUUGGCUCCUUGGGCCUAGCCUUCAAUUCGAGGAAGUCGGCGGUAGUACAGUUCUCUGGGGACCGGGAAAAUCCGGCUAUGGUGCUCCCAGAUGGCGAGAGGCUCCCGGCAGCGGAAGAGUACCGCUAUCUUGGUGUAGUGCUUAGUGCCUCAGAUGGUGUCAACGCGGAACACGAGGCGCACCUGAGACAAUCGGCACAGCGGGCCAGUCGCAUACUGCGCCGACAAUGCCUGUGGGGCUGUAGCCGAUAUCUCAUGGUGCGCGAGCUGUGGAAGUCAGUGCAUGUGCCUGGACUGACCUUCGCGAACUCAACCAUAUGCCUGACGACACCAACCCGUGAUUGGCUAGAACGUGGGCAGCGAGAGGUAGGCCGCCUGGCGCUGGGCUGCCAUGGCCGAGUUGCCGUAGAGGCCAUCCAGGGCGAUGUCGGCUGGUCCUCCUUCGAGGCUCGAGAGGCCAAGAGCAAAAUUGCGUUUGAGUGCCGUCUGCGCAACAUGGAUGACGGCAGGUGGGCGCGCAGGGUGUUUCGGUACGUCUACCUUAAAGGCAUCCAGACACAAUGGAGGGCGCGUGUCCAGUUCCUGAGGCGAAAAUAUGGCCUCUUGAACUAUUCGGAAACCGGAGGAGCCAGGUGUGAGACGGCUAAAGGAGUUCAGGACCAUGUGCGUGAGACAGAGCGAGAGCUGUGGAAAUCGGCUAUGGCCUCGAAGACGACGCUCCGCCUGUACUGCGACAACAAGGGGACCAUCACACCGGAGCCGAUCUACGACAACAGUGGUGGCAGCGCCCUCCUAUUCGAGGCGCGUGCGGGCGCACUCCGAACUCUUGACUACCGCAGCCGGUUUGACUGCGCCCCCGAGGUGCAGGCCGCUGUGUGCAGGGUAUGCGGUAGCGAGCGGGAGACGGCGGAGCAUCUGGUCCUUAACUGUGCGAAGUUGUCUCCCACCCCAAAAGACGGCACCACCAUGCCGCAGGCCCUCUGA
Messenger RNA from Dermacentor silvarum, 1467 nucleotides. RefSeq lists its product as uncharacterized. The record is from RefSeq and is a predicted model, not a curated record. Bases 1 to 1467 code for a protein of 488 amino acids. Lineage: Eukaryota; Metazoa; Arthropoda; Arachnida; Ixodida; Ixodidae. The transcript is spliced from 2 exons.